AGUGGGAACGCUUCUCGAGCGAUAAGGUCUACAAGUCACCACUACGCCAGGGCAGGUUUUUUUUUGUGUGUUGUUUUUUCUUUUCCGGGAAAUACGUAACGCCUACAGCGACUGCUACACAACUAGAUCUAGGUAGAUUGAUAUAAGGCUGUACCUUUUUUUUCAUAAAACACUGACUCUACUGGAGGCUGAUAAUGAAAUGAAACUGAAAUACGCUUGUAGAUGACUUAGUUGACUUGUACUAACACGACUCUAGGUGUAUCUAGUUCAUCUUUUAAAGUAAACGGUACAUUGGUCAACCAAAAUCUAAUAAGUUGAAACUGGUUUACUUCAAGAAUAUAGUCGAUACUAAUGGAAAGUCUACUGAAACGUUUCAAGUGAAAGAAACAGACAGAUCUUUAAACCUCUAUUGUUGUUGACAAAACAUUUCCAACACCAGAGUGAUUAAGAUUAGGAUUACGUGUCAGAGUUUUUUUUUAGUGAGACUUGACUAUAAAAUUUGUUUUACACUAUAAUGCCACCAAAUCGAUAUUCCAUAGUCUCUAUAUUAAGUAACAGCUCAUCUGAUACAGCGUUAUCCAUAAGGACAAGCUCUACAAACCCUUCGUUCAUUAGGCCUACCUACCCUCGGCCUCUUCCUGAAAUACCAGACAUGAAUCCUUUAAUAACACCGCGUCCACCUCCCCCUGUGCCGCCCGAAGUUACUAUUACACAGUCAACUCUACUGCCUCAUCCAUCACACUCACGUACACGGUCCAGAAGUCAAAAACACUGCUACCUUAGAAGACGCACUCUUAUCCUCUUGAGUAUUUUUUCGUUCGCUCUGAGCAUUGCUGCCGUUAUUAUACUGACAACCAUGCUCGUAAUCCAGACCAAUCAGCCAGAUGCUGCGUUUCCCGAAGGCGCGUACGAGGCAUGCUUAAAGUGCAUCAUCCUCAAGCAAAACCCUGAUGACACAAGGGAGGAGCCUUUGUUUAAACACCUGCAUAAUAAAGUUCAAAAUGGAGAGUUAAUGUGCUGCGCCAGGACCAGUGUUGGAUUAUCAUCCCUUUUGCAACUUAUGACCAGAAGACUUCAGAAUGUUCCCAUUCCAGAACCCUUGUCUUUGAACCAUUACAAGUUUAGUCCUGUGAGUGCUCAUGUGGCGUUCAAGAAUGUAGAUCCGUCAGACAGUGAUCGUAACGUGCCUUUAAAGUUUGACUUGGAGAUUAGUGACGGUGUCAGCCAACCAACUCAUGCUCGGGAGGUCACAGUGACCCAUGACACCAUCAGGAUUCUGCACACAGGAUGGUACUAUGUCUACUCCAGUGUGUAUUUUAACCCACCUGCCGACAUGCCUUGUCAAAACUUCAAAUAUCAAACAUGGGGAAACAAUAUAAAUAAAAUAAAUCCUCAAAAACCGGAUCAGUCUGGCUGUUUAGCAAAAACAGCUCAUACUUGUUGUAACACCUGUGUGACUGAUCACCAUAGCAGUUUUACAGGUGGAGUUUUCCAUCUGACCAGUGGAGAUCGUCUUUUUGUUGAUUCCUCUGCAGACGGCAUCAUUAAAUACGAUCCAAGAGUAUCCUAUUUUGGGCUUGUUAUGUUGGGAACGAACAGACCUGAUAACAUGUAAAUCUAGAAGUUAAGAGACCUGAAGAGACUAGACACAUUACUAACGACAUGUAAACCUAGGAACUAGCAGACCUGAAGAAUUAAGUAUUUGAGAAUUUAAAUGAACUGUUUGGUUUGUAUAAAAUAAAUCAUUUUAGUGAUACUAUGAUUGUAUGCUUGAAAGAAGUGUAAUGUAUACACAUGUACAUAAAUGUAACAUUAAUAACACACAGUAUCACUGAUGACCUAUUUUGUUACUUGAUCUAUCUGAAUGGUAUUUUCAUGUAUUUAUAUGCAGGAGCCAGUACUUUCAUAGUAUACAUAUCCAAAUCGAUAUCAUUCCUCUUCUAUGCCAUAAAUCAAUUCUUGUCUAUUUGUAAUACAUUACUUUCCUAGUUUACUCUUGUAUAUGGUGUGAGGACAUGUUUGGCUAAUGUAAAUACUGGUAUUUCUCGAGAGCACCAGCAUUAUUGGAUACAUAUUUUUUUAGUCUUUAAAAGACCUUUUGUUAGGUCAUUAUUUCAGCACACCUAAUUAUUUUCAUCUGGAAAUAGGCAGAAGUUGUCAUUAGUUCAUUGGGUAUUUAUCUCUGUAGCACCAUUUAUUAUUAAAUAAGUACAAAACAAAAAGGGUUCAGAUCUUUGGACCAGAUAUUAACAUAAGAUAAAAAAAUUCCUUCAAGCUUUCACUUUCCUCGUGUUUGAGGGAAAGGUUACCGACGCUCAAUGCUAGAAUCAAACAUUGUUUCUUAAUAAUAUGAAAGUUUAUUUGCUGCAUUACAAAGUGUUCAUACAAUUCCUUAUUUAUUCUAUUGCCCUUUCAAGUGACUGCAUUAGAAUACAAUACGAAGAUUGUAUUAGUGGGGAAAAAAAAUAACUCCAGGUUAAAAAAAAUAUAUAUUUAGUCAGUAGCGGCCUUAGGGGGAGGCAAGUGGGGCAACUCAAUAUUUCCCAAAAUCUAUAUGAUACAAAUUACCAUGUAAGGUCUUAACAUGACAUUUUUGGUUUGGAAAUACUGUUCAGUUUCGGUAAAGACAGCAUCUAAUGACCUGCUGAGUCUACGAGGCUAUUAUCGUUCAACAGUUCACAAUAAAAGCACGUAGGUGGAAGCAACCAAUCCAAGUCGUCUAUUUCAUAUUUAAACAUCGACGUCCAAACGGAUUUUAUUAGGAAAAUGUGAAUUGAUACAGUUUGAACUUUCUUUUACGUUAUGGAAACUGUAUAUGACAGUCAUUUGUAGUAACAUAAAUACAACUUUUGAAAAAUUGAUUUAAAAAAAAAAUGAAAAUUAAUAAAAUAAAUAUAUGUGUUUUCUUGACUGUCGCUGGUGAUACGUUUGAAGACCGCACGCGAAGGUCAGAUUGUCGCGGUAUUUAAGAGGAGACAUAAUUUAGUAGUGCGGGAGUGCUUUCCUUUUUAUAAGCAUCUGUUUAUGCAGAACAAUUACACUACGGUAUAUAAUGUACUUACGUCAUGUAACUACGUCAUGUUCUAUGUGUUGUAGCAAAAAUAAGGCCCUCGGCUUAGAGGCGGACAUACUGUAGUGUUAUUGUUGCAGCGUUAGAGACGGAUGAGCCCGUUAGCGUGAUGACUUUACGGUAUGUAGAAAUAGUCUACCCUUACGGCUAAGGGACCCGCACAUGACGCUUGCCCAGGGCCCCGCGCACUGCUAAGGCCGCCCCUGAUUUUAGCACACACACACAUAUCUACAAACUAAUUGAGGGCAUUCCCCCAAAACACACACACACAUCUAAAAACUGAUUGAGCGCAUUCUCCAAAACAGACACACAUAUCCACAUACUCGUUCACAAACACGCACACAUAUGUCGCUCUCCGAAAUUCGGUAGAAAAUAACAAUUGGAAAAUGUAAAGUAAUCAUCUUUGGAAAUAUGUUAGUUCCACUCAGAAGUAGAUCUAGCUAGAAUAUACUAGAGAUGGAAGAUUCUAGAGUCAGACUGAACCAAUACUUACUUCACAUAUCACUUGUCCAGGGGGAUUAGGGGUGGCUAGCAGCAGAUAUAGGUUGGGACCUUAUGAAUUAUACUAAAUAACUUUUUUUCUAUAAAGAUUUAACCUUAUUUUGUUUUUAAUUGUACAUGUGUAGUACUUUAAAAUUGUAGCUUAUCGUUGACACGUAAUAUUUUGGCAUCUGUAUUCUACGUUUUUAUUUGUUUCAUAGUGAUUCAAAUUGUAAUAGAUCAUUAAACAUAUUAACCAAGUUUAAUAUGAAAUAAUGAUUCUACAGAGGUUGUAUCGUAGACCAUUCACAUAAUUUACAUACGACUUCUGUGUUUCUUGUUUUUGGCAUAUAUUUGUAGAUAAUGUAAAUAUUUUUAUCACCAUAUAAAUAUUUUAAAAUGUUUUAAACUGUACAUCUUUUAUGCUUAUGUUGAUUCUUGAAUAAAAGUUUGGAUUCAA
This is a messenger RNA of Biomphalaria glabrata, 4010 nucleotides long. RefSeq lists its product as uncharacterized. Gene Ontology annotation, cellular component: membrane. Gene Ontology annotation, biological process: immune response. The coding region runs from base 515 to 1615 and encodes 366 amino acids. Lineage: Eukaryota; Metazoa; Mollusca; Gastropoda; Planorbidae. Gene Ontology annotation, molecular function: tumor necrosis factor receptor binding. The record is from RefSeq and is a predicted model, not a curated record. The transcript is spliced from 8 exons.